Molecule: messenger RNA, 3342 nt
Organism: Cladocopium goreaui
Lineage: Eukaryota; Dinophyceae; Suessiales; Symbiodiniaceae
Source: the annotation of a GenBank genome assembly
GACAUCUCCCGACAUCUCACGACUCAGUUGGCCAUGCCGCGACGUGUCCGAGGGUCGCCUUUUGCAGACAUAGAUGCUUAUUUAGCGCAGCAGGGCUUGCUAUCUGCUGCUACAGGGACUGGUGAAGUCGACAAAGUUCAAGUGCCGAUUUUCAGCCAAAACCAUCGCCAGAGCCGAGGAAUCGUCCCGCGUGCAAGCCCUUGUCAAGGUCGCUCAAGGAAGUCGCACGCAGCAAGUCGACCUGUUGCAUCGCCACAGGUGACUGGCGCGAUCCGCGAAAGGAAUGCCAUGCGCUCCCAUCAAAGUCCUUUCGCAACCUGCGACUCAGACGAGUCCAAUGGUGCAAGUGGACCAUGCCGUGUCGACAUGACAAAUUCCAACGGAUGUCCAGCCCUGGAAGAUGCGAAAGAUGCGAAGGGUUCAGCGGGUUCAGUUGAGGACUCAGAUUUGUUCGAUCCAAGCACCCAACUGAUCCAACUGGGCCGCAUGGAUGAGCGGGCUGCGCCGGCUCCCACUCGCUCCAAGCACUUUCCGAAUUCCCAGAUGUCGCAGCCCGAAACUGCAAAGAAACCGAAGCUGGAUCUUUCUUCGCUCUCAGCUGAGCAGCGCGAGGCCAUCAGUGAACCGUUGAACAGCCCGUUACUUAUCCUUGCCGGACCUGGUAGCGGAAAAACUCACUUUCUUGUGACCCGGAUUCGCCAAGCACUGUCUGAGUCGGUACCUGCUGAGGGGAUCAUUGCUGUCACCUACACUCGCAAAGCUGCAGAUGAGCUUUCCCACAGGGUCAAGCAACACGCUGGUGCGGGUGCGAAAGUUUGGGUGAGCACAGUGCACGGCCUGGCGUUGAGGUUCUUGCGCGAAGCAGGAGGCAGAUCUGGCGCGCCAUGCAAGGCUGCCUCUGACGAGGACCGGCGAGCAGCUGCUGGUGUGGUCUUGGGCCAACCACAGCUGCAAGAGUUAUUUUCCUACUUGGAGGCACUGCCAGAUUCAGAGGGCAGUGCGACUGGCGAUGCAGCUCAGGCUUCCAAGAAAUAUGGCCAAACUGUUGCAAAGUUGCUCUCAGUCUUUGAUCAGAAAGGCCGAUGGCUGGCGAAUUCGGUCCAGGAUGUAUCUCAGCAGCCACUGCUCGUCACAGCGCACCAGGCAUUCCUGCAGGAGCUUCGCAAGCAGCGCUUGCUUGACAUCAGUGAGGUUAUUGAAGCGGCUUCGAGGCUACAGCAAGCUGAUGCUGAGUCCAGCUCCAGAUGGGUGGCCAGCUUUGCUCAGAUGCUCUUCGUGGAUGAAUGGCAGGACAUCGAUACAGAGCAGCAAGACUUCUUGGCUCGGCUGCUGGGCCGCCAGGGCCACAUCACAGCCGUAGGGGAUGAUGAUCAACGAAUCUAUGCCUGGCGAGACAGGGGUGCCUCUGCACCAGAGGCUUUCAGGAAGCAUUGGUCUUCAGCUUGCAUCAAGACUCUAGGAGCCAACCACCGUGCCUUGCCGCACCUGGUUGAAGCUGCAACCCGACUCAUUUCACACAACUCCCAUCGCGAGAAGAAGGAGCUUAGGUCUGCACGCCAAGACGUAGAGCAAUCAGGUAGAGUCUCUGUUGUCGCAAAAGAAUGCCUCAAUGCGGAAGCUCGCUGGGUUGCUGAAGAGAUUCAGCGAGGUGAUGCCAAAUCGUUCGGGGCUUCUGCGAUUCUUACCAGGACCAAUGCGUCGGCAACGGUCUUUGCCAAGGCACUUUCUCAACUUGGUCUGCCUGUGUGGCCAUCCGCUCGCAAAGGUGUCACAGAUGGGCCUCGGACAUCUCAGGUGUUGGAUUUGCUGGCCUACUUGAGGCUGGUAGUCGACCCACACCAUGAUCCGUCAUUUCUGCGCAUUUGCAACGUUCCACGCCGUGGGGUCGGCAAGGCAGCGUUGCGGUGCCUUCGUGAGCAGUUUGGGGCUCCUGCAGAAACUUCGUUGUCAACGUUCCAGGCAGUCGAGGAUUUGAAUGUGGAGCAGGCAGCGCUGCGUGCCAGAAGCCUCGCAGGAGGCGUAGACGGUGAACCAGCGUCAGGAUCUUUUGAGGGCGCGAUGGGCCGAUUAUUGAAGGCUCCUUGGCUGGGAUCCAGUAUGCGUUUGGCACAAGGUUUGGCCAAGCUGGCAGCUGUGCUCCGUGCAGCGCGUCGUGCUGCUGCAGCAGAACACGGUGCUGCUGACGUCUUGCGCGUGAUUCUGGUGGAGACUGGCCUGGGAAGCGGAAGCAGCGGAAGCAUAUCGGCAGGGACAGAGGCCAAAGCAGCAACAGGCUCUGGGCGGAAAUCUGAGUCUACUGAGGCAUCCCCGGCAUCCCCAACAGCCCUCCAGCUGAUGGCAGCUGCCGAGAAAUAUGUUGAUGGACAAAAUGGAGCUGCCUGUGUGGUUCGUUUCCUGCAAGAGAUGGCACCAAGAGGCUCCGGGCAUGCUGCCUCGACGAGCUCUGUCUUUGUCAGCACGAUACAUCAGGCCAAAGGACUUGAGUGGGAUACAGUCUUCCUGGUGCAGUGCAAUGAGAUGGUUAUGCCGCUGCAGAGGCAGGGUAUGCAAAUGGCCGAUGAACAGCUGGAAGAAGAGCGACGGCUGUUCUAUGUGGCUAUGACGCGAGCAAGAAAUCGGUUGGUUUUGUCCUUCUCUCUGAAGCGAGAUUCUGGUGAGGCAGCAGAGCCUUCACGGUUCCUGUUUGAAACUGGAGCUAUGGACACUAUGGACACUACGGACACUAUGCACACGCUUGACUUGGGCGAUGGUGACAGUGGCAGCGUCGUCGGGACAAAUCCUGAGGAACCCCCCGAACCCGUCUUGAAGAGGAGGAAGACAUGGAAGACAUGGAAGACCAAUGAGUUCUUUCAAACCGGCCUGGAGGUGAGAUCGAUCAAGGAGGCCCAAGUUCUUGCACGUACCGACCGUGCUCCAUCUGGAAUGCAAUCAUGGAUUCCAAAGGCUUUGGAAUCUGAGCAAGCGCUCUGUGCUAGCUUCUUUGGAACAGACUGCUUGCAGAAAUAAAACUGGAUAUAUUGGAUGGAUUUGUAUGGGCAGAUAUGGCAUGGGCAGGUUGCUUCUCAUUAGGCUUAGGCCCUAGUGUGAACAAUGCCCUGACUGAAUCUUGCCAUCUUAGACCUGUCAGACCUUAGCGUGCCUUGGAAUGCUGCCGCAGAAGGCUGACAUUGCAUGCUCUUAAUCCUUGAUUUGGCCAUGUACAGUGCAUCGUUUAGAGGCUUCAGAAAGUAGAAUUGAUUUUGCACGACCUAUUGCCCUAGAGUGCUAGAGAAUCAGUUCAAGAGAAGGGCUCGAAGAAAAGCGAGCUACAAAACAUGAGAACACUCCGCGAAGAGGCAGCGC